AUGGAGGGGUUUAGUGGCCUGUCUGUGUCCAGUGGCCCAGAGGCAGCGGAGGGCCAGGACGCCCUUGUGGCUCUAGUGGAGCUGCUCAAUUCUGGAGUGGUGUUGCCUGGCGUGCUCAGUGAGUGGGCUGUGAUGAAGGCGGUGACCAAGGGCGGUGGCAAGCCAGCGCUGUGGAGCAAGCCCAAGGUGCUGUUCAAACAACUGCUGACCUUCUUGGGUCAUGGCUACGACGACAGUGAGUUUGCCCCUGUUGUGGCCUAUGCCCUGGCUGGCGUGGCUAUGAAGUGGAUGAGUGUGCAGCUGGCUGCCACUAUGCGUAGUGCUGUGGCCCUGCUCAGUGGGCUUGAGCGGUGGUAUGGCCUGCCGACUGUGGAGGCCCUUGAGAAAGGGGAGUGUGCCAGUGAUUUUUGGCUGUGCAUUGGCAAGGAGGUGGCGCGCCUUCGUAGUAAGGCCAACUCCCUCGUCGACCUGAAUGAGCUCUGGCACAGCAGCCUGCGCCAGGACCUCCACAACUACAUAGACCUCUUUCCACUGGUCAAGUACAAGGUGCUCUGCAACCAGCUCAACCACUACAAGUCCAACAAGAUCACACAACAGGCUGCAGCCGUUGUGGCAGCCGUGCCCAUGGGUCCGUCAUUGGCCAAGCAGCUUGCCACACUCACAGAGGCUGUGGUGUGA
Molecule: messenger RNA, 678 nt
Organism: Acanthamoeba castellanii str. Neff
Lineage: Eukaryota; Discosea; Longamoebia; Acanthamoebidae
Exons: 3
Coding region: 1-678 (225 amino acids)
Source: RefSeq, a predicted model, not a curated record